Molecule: messenger RNA, 2831 nt
Organism: Sitophilus oryzae (rice weevil)
Lineage: Eukaryota; Metazoa; Arthropoda; Insecta; Coleoptera; Curculionidae
Product: sphingomyelin phosphodiesterase 4
Exons: 11
Coding region: 219-2732 (837 amino acids)
Biological process (GO): glycerophospholipid catabolic process; sphingomyelin catabolic process; ceramide biosynthetic process
Molecular function (GO): sphingomyelin phosphodiesterase D activity
Source: RefSeq, a predicted model, not a curated record
CUGAGGCUGGGCAAUUUGAGGUUAUGAAUUUUAAUUCCAAACAGGAAGCGGUUGUUUUUUUGUUCAUUUAUUAAACAUUCAGUUAAUAAAAUUGUAAGUUUACAUUGUCUGUAUGUAGAUACAAUAAAUAUUAUCAGUGAAACAACCCUUAAUUUGAAGAAUAUAGCAACAGUCCCCAAAUCUAUGGUAAAGAAAGAUUUAUUUCCAUCACCAACACAAUGUUUGCAAAAGAGACUGAUAAUUUUAUGGUGGCCGUUCAGCAUGCAUUAAACCAACCAAUUCGAACAAGAUGUGCAGAACUUGCAGUUCUUUUAGACCGAGCUACAUUACUUGAACUUCACAAUUUCUUCCCCAUUCUUAUAGACAAUAUAUUCGGCCCACAAGGCACGAUAUCGUGGGGCCUUCGCACCAGCACUGAAGAAAACAGGGAAGACUUGAGAGAAUUGCAUCAUUUCCUGUCUCCUUGUGGGCCCCUUUUUAGGUUAAUUUAUAUUUUAUUGAGAGAUCCAAAUAUUAAAUAUGAAUUCUCUUUGACUUAUUUACCUACCAAAAUAAGGCAACUUCUAGAACAUUCUUCGGGUAAUCCGUUUUACUCAGAAUUAGUAAAUCUAAAUCCCCAAAGUAAACAGAUAACAUCAUUAUUAUUGAACCCUUUUGACUAUUAUUUCUUUCAUUUUGCCUAUCAUUUAGUCAAUCCUUGGCAGCAAAGAUCAGGUUCUUUAGUUACUUCAUGGAAUACUGUUUAUUAUGUGUUGUGCUGUGACUAUAUUUUACAUUUUCUACCCACUGAUCCAAAUGUAAAAAUUUUGCCAGACAUUUACUAUAACGGAAAGAACCCUAAUAAACAUAUUUCACCCCCAUCAAGUUCACAUAAUUCACCAAGAGGCUUUAGCUCAAAAGGCUUAGUCAGUCCUAUUGUGUUCAGCAAAACUGUAGAUGACAAUAACACAGUGAAUCUUGACAGAUACCAUCCAAGAAACGAAAUAUGGCGCAGCGAGACUGUGCUGACAGUUUUCACUGACAUGUGGCUGUGCAAUGACUCGGUCAGUCAAACUGUCAGCAAUAAUGAACUGAAUGAUUCCUUCAACAAACCCAUUUCAAUGAGACUGUACUAUAAUGAGCUUCCCACAGGAGAAUACAUGAGAAUUGUCAGAGUUUUAAUAAAACAGCUUCACGCAUUUUCUGACAGUUCAAAAUGUGAUGACACCAAUAUGUCUGAGUUAAAGAAAAUUUCUGUACCAAUGAUACAAGGGAAGUUUUAUGCUUUUUUGAGGAAUUUAAUACACAGAUGGCCUUUGGAUGGGUCAUUUAGGCUAGUUUUGGAGUUGUGGUUGACUUAUAUACAGCCUUGGAGGUAUCCGGCUACAAAUUUAGUUAAAAAAAUAAAUGUCACAGAAUUGAAUCAAGAUGCUGAAGAUGUAGCAUUUAAUUCUGAUAAACAAAAUUUGCACCCAACGAGAGAUCACCUACAAUUUAUUGCUGAAAAUUUAUUAUGUUAUGUGGUCAUUUUUGAGCAACUCCUUCCCAGGUUUGGAAGGGUGGACUUAGUAAGUCCUAAAAUGUCCUUGAUGCUUUAUAGAAUAACUAAGGUAUUUGAUCAACCAAAUUUGCCACAAUUUUUGAAAGAAAUUGAACAGUGCGUUGAGAAUCGGCAACCGUCACCCACUCAUCAGAAAUAUGCUGGUUUCCAGUCGGUUUUACCUUCUUUGUCCAUAAACAACAACUGGUCCACAACUUUACCAGCUUCCCCUAUACCUCAUCAUGCUGCUAGGAAUGGUAACGUAUCCUUUUUAAGUAGUACGGUAGCGCCGGUAGACAAGAAAUGGUCAGCCAUAACCAAACAGAGAAUUUUUGACUUGGAAGGACCCAGUUUUUGUUAUAAGCCUCUAUUUUCAAACCCACCAGCGCAAGAAAUAUAUGAACUGUUGUCACAAAUCAAAAAAUCUCAGAGAUUAGCUUAUGAUCUGAUCAGGAUGAAAGAACAGGAAGAAAAAGAACUUUAUUCGGGAUUUUGGGGAUCGAUAAAGUACUUUUUGCAAUCUCCUGCAUCAAAUGAUGAAUUUAGUCUGGAUGACAGGAAAAAAGUGCCGAUUUAUUUAGAGGUGGCUUUGGGAAACUUGAAAGACAUGUUUGAUAUCACUGAAGAGAUAUUUGAGGACGAACCUGAUACAAUAAAGACAGCCAACGGUAACGGUUUCGAGAUGUCACACGAUUUCAAAUUUUUAACGCCCGAAAAAGUGAGAAGCAGAGUUAAAACUAUUAAAUACGAAGGGGAUCCAGACUUAAUACCCAUUCGUAGUGACGAAAAUAAAUUUUUAGUUAGGACAUUGUAUCAAAUUUCACUACAAAUCAACGAAAAUUUUGGAGAUAGAUUUUACCAACUUUACCACAGCCCAUCCUACUGGGGCCGUUUUUGGAGACAGAUCCUUUGUCCUCCCAUUACCGUGCACAAAUACGACAAAUCCAUAAUGGGCUCUCCCAGGGUCGGUGUCAAUUUACCACCUAGAAUAAGCCUAAGACCGUGGGCCAGUUACAGAUUCCUAGGUUACCUGCUAUUCGGUGGAAUCGUAGCAUUGCUGUUUGGAUACAGAAUAGACACCUAUUUGGCGUUUUUAUGCAGUAUUUAUUUGUUAUACAAAUUGAUGAAGGCUGUGCCUUGUGGAAGUUCACCAAUGAGACAUAGUUAUCCCACUGAAGGAUUUGGCAACAUCAGUUUCAACGAUUCGUUUUGAUCUGAUACGGUUUCGUAUUAUUAUUAUUUAUUUAUAAGAGUAAUUUAUUUUUUAUUGUGGCUAAUUGUAAUUUUAUAAGAAUAAAUUGUUUUUUAUUGA